CUUUCAGGAUUUCCCGAUCUGUUUGUUUCCAGAUGAGAAAGUUUUCCCCAGAAGUAUUAAAACUCAGGGAUUGAAAAUUCACCAGCGCUUUCAUUUUGCCAGUGCCCUGAAAAGAAUGUCCGUCUUGGCUUCAUAUGAGAAGAUUGGCUCGACUGAUCUCUGUUACAUUGCAGCUGUGAAAGGGGCCCCAGAGACCCUGCAUGCAAUGUUCUCUCAGUGCCCGAGCAGCUACCGCAUCAUGCACACAGAAAUCUCACGUGAGGGGGCAAGGGUUCUCGCGCUUGGCUACAAAGAGCUGGGGCACCUCACUCAUCAGCAGGUGCGAGAGUUUAAGCGUGAGGCUCUGGAAUGUGAUCUGAGAUUUGUCGGCUUCAUCGUGGUCUCCUGUCCUCUCAAAGCUGAUUCCAAGCCUGUCAUCCGGGAGAUCCAGAAUGCAUCGCAUCAUGUGAGUGUCUGCAGGAGGGGACGAGCUCCUGCAAACUGCUUCUCUUGUGACUGAGCUCCUGGGGCUGUGCAGACACCUGAGCUACUGG
This is a messenger RNA of Chelonoidis abingdonii (Abingdon island giant tortoise), 533 nucleotides long. Its product is annotated as endoplasmic reticulum transmembrane helix translocase-like. Gene Ontology annotation, cellular component: endoplasmic reticulum membrane. Gene Ontology annotation, molecular function: P-type ion transporter activity; ATPase-coupled monoatomic cation transmembrane transporter activity; nucleotide binding. NCBI's taxonomy places the organism in Eukaryota, Metazoa, Chordata, Testudines, Testudinidae. Gene Ontology annotation, biological process: extraction of mislocalized protein from ER membrane; transmembrane transport; intracellular calcium ion homeostasis. The record is from RefSeq and is a predicted model, not a curated record.